UGUGCCUUUUCAUUUUUACAUUAGAGUUAGGCCGUAUCUUACACCGAGUCCCAGUGCGUCGCCGCUUUUUCUCCAUUUUCAAGUACAAAGAAGAUUCGGUGAUGGUAUGGCAUCUUUUCUGAAAGCAACUCACUUUAUUCACUCCAAUAACAACCAUCAAAAUCAUCCAUUUUCUCAGUCCUAUACCCAAAGAAUCAAGAUUUCAACUUCUCGCAAACCUCUAAUGGCUGCCCUCAGCGCCACAGCAACAGUUGGACUUUCUGAGACUUUCACUCGAUUGAAGGAGCAAGGCAAGGUGGCACUUAUUCCAUACAUCACUGCUGGAGAUCCUGACCUGGCAACAACUGCAGAAGCACUGAAACUGCUGGAUAGAUGUGGUUCAGAUAUCAUAGAACUAGGAGUACCUUACUCUGAUCCGUUGGCUGAUGGUCCAGUCAUCCAGGCUGCUGCGUCACGAGCACUGAGUAAAGGAACCAACUUUGCCAAAGUUAUAUCAAUGUUGGAAGAUGUUGUUCCUCAGUUGUCCUGCCCUAUUGCAUUGUUCACAUAUUAUAAUCCAAUACUUAAGCGCGGUAUUGAAAAGUUCAUGGCCACUGUAAGAGAUACUGGUGUACACGGACUUGUUGUUCCAGAUGUUCCUCUAGAGGAAACUGAAAUGUUGAGAAAGGAAGCUGCUAGGCAUAAUAUUGAAUUGGUAUUGCUUACAACACCAACUACUCCAAAAAUUCGCAUGAAAGCCAUAACUGAAGCUUCAGAAGGAUUCGUGUAUCUUGUAAGCGCAGUCGGAGUUACUGGAGCUCGUGCAUCUGUGAGUGCUAAGGUUCAGUCUCUCCUGAUAGACAUUAAAGAGGCAACGUCUAAACCAGUGGCAGUCGGAUUUGGCAUUUCAAAACCAGAACAUGUUAAGCAGGUGGCGGAAUGGGGAGCUGAUGGUGUCAUUGUUGGUAGUGCAAUGGUAAGAAUAUUAGGUGAUGCAAAAUCGCCGGAAGAAGGAUUGAAGGAAUUAGAGGUCUUCACCACAUCUUUAAAGUCUGCAGUGUCUUGAUCAGUGGUAGAAUUGAUGAUUUUGUUUUCUCAAAGCUUUGGCCACCGCAAUUUUUAAACCUCAGCUCUUAGAAGCAAGUGGAUUCUUGAAAUAGAUCGUCUGAUUUAAGCUUUAGAGUUUGACAUUCAUACUCUAGCUUGUAUUAGAUGCAAAAUUGUUUUCUAUGGUAUACCUUAAUCAGAGGUCCUGAGAUUGAACUUCUGAAAAUGAUUUUUUUUCUUUCGUUGUUGAAAAAAAUGCCUCCUCUGAAAA
Solanum stenotomum is the source of this 1297-nucleotide messenger RNA. RefSeq names its product tryptophan synthase alpha chain-like. The record is from RefSeq and is a predicted model, not a curated record. Gene Ontology annotation, molecular function: tryptophan synthase activity. Gene Ontology annotation, cellular component: cytosol; chloroplast. NCBI's taxonomy places the organism in Eukaryota, Viridiplantae, Streptophyta, Magnoliopsida, Solanales, Solanaceae. Gene Ontology annotation, biological process: L-tryptophan biosynthetic process. Bases 107 to 1045 code for a protein of 312 amino acids. The transcript is spliced from 9 exons.